AACGGCUCGUGCUUUCUUGGAAAGGGAGGAUCAAAAGUAUAUUAUCCUGGACACGAAAGGCAACCUGUUGGCCUUUUCCCUCUCGUUUUGCGCAUCGACGUUAUCUAUAGCGAACCCUCUCUUUCCUUUCAUCCCACUCGCACGAAAACUGUUGACAUUAGAUCCUCUUAUCUCACCUCACAUACACGCGCAAAUGUCAUACGGCCCUCCGCAGGGUCAACCUCCGUACGGAGGUUAUCCUCCUCAGGGGCAGGGCCAUGGCUACCCUCCCCAAGGACCCCCACAGCACGGCGGAUAUCCCCCUCCGCAGGGAGGAUAUCAACAGGGAGGCUAUGGCGCACCUCCUCCUCAACAGUUUGGCGGCCCGCAACAAGGUGGUUGGGGGCCUCCUCCAGGAGGCCCUUUCCCAGGACAAUAUGGCGGACCUCCGCCGCCGCAGGGCGGCUAUGGCUCUCCUGCCCCCGGCGGCUUUCCUCCACAGCAACACCAGCAAUAUGGUCCCCCUCCCGCGCAACCCUCACCCGGCUACGUCCUUGGCGCUCAGGCGCAAGGUGACGCAUCACGCGACGCAGAAGCACUGCGCGGCGCAAUGAAAGGUUUCGGCACCGAUGAGCGCACCUUGAUUCAAGUCCUCUCGAAACCAGACCCCUUGCAGAUGGCCCUGCUGAGAAAUACCUACAACCAGCGCUUCCACCGCGAUUUGGAGAAAGAUAUCAAGUCGGAAACGUCCAAAUAUUUCCGCGACGGGCUGGUCGCGCUUGUCCAGGGUCCGCUUAUGCACGAUGUGACCAGUGUCCAUGGCGCGAUCAAAGGGCUAGGGACGAAGGAGUCAGUUUUGAAUGAUGUCCUGUUGGGCCGUUCGAAUGCCGACAUGCGCGCGAUCAAGCAGGCGUACCAGCAGACUUAUAAACAUACCCUCGAAGCAGAUGUGAAGGGGGAUCUCUCACUCAAGACGGAAAGGUUGUUCGACUUGGUCAUGUCGGCUACGCGAAACGAGGAGUCCACGCCCAUUAUCCCCGCGGAGCUCGAGCGUGAUUGCUCGGAGCUGCACCGCGCCAUGGAUGGGCGCGUCGGCACCGAUCAGCUCACCGUAUGUACCAUUCUGAGCAGGCGGUCUGAUGGCCAGAUCCGCGCCAUUGCACACCAUUGGCACCAGAUGUACCGCUCGUCCCUCGAAAAGGUGAUCGAAUCCGAAUUCUCAGGACAUAUGAAGGAUGCGCUGCUGCUGAUGGUGCGGAGGGCGUGUGAUCGCGCAAUGUCCGAUGCCACGCAACUGGAAGAUGCGAUGGCAGGGCCGGGCACGAAGGAUGUUCUGCUUGUCCAACGGGUCAUCAGGGUGCACUGGGACAGAAUGCAUUUGGAUCAGGUCAAGCGCGCCUAUGCGCACCGGUACAAGAGAGAUCUGAUCCAGAGGGUUAAGGGUGAAAUUCAUUUUGACAAGUAUUAUGAGGGGUUGCUGGUCGCCUGCUUGUCUUGAUGGACUGACACUUGGCGAUGUCUCCUUUGCCUCUGUUUCAACUGUUGGUUUAUACAGGUUCGGGAGGCUACCUGAGGUUCAGUUUGGGUGGCUAUGAUCAGAUUCUUUACGUUGCUCGCAGCCACGGUUUGGGGUGGUUUUGUAUUGCUAUACGUUAGUUGUCUCGCCGGAAGGUCCAGUUGGACGAUUCUAUCGAUAUCUUUCACAUCAUAACUGACGUCCCUUGCUUCCGCUGGCCGCACCCUCGUAUUCAAGUUGGC
This is a messenger RNA of Cladophialophora immunda, 1737 nucleotides long. RefSeq lists its product as uncharacterized. The transcript has a single exon. The record is from RefSeq and is a predicted model, not a curated record. Gene Ontology annotation, cellular component: cytoplasm. Lineage: Eukaryota; Fungi; Ascomycota; Eurotiomycetes; Chaetothyriales; Herpotrichiellaceae. Gene Ontology annotation, molecular function: calcium ion binding; calcium-dependent phospholipid binding. Bases 194 to 1477 code for a protein of 427 amino acids.